AACAUUAGAAACAUUGAGUCAAACAAAUAACAUGUGAUUUGAAACAAAGUUAUCCACAAAAAAGUCUCUUUGAUUAUCACCAAAGAGUUUGAUCCCAUGAGUGAUUAGAUUAUAUGUGUGUAUAUUGUGUAAUGAGCUUAUGUUAUGAGUCGUAACAUAUCAACGGUGGCCACGUUUGGCACAAUAUAUCUGUCGCGGCCGCUGUCGGUAUGUUUAGAGUCUCUGUUCAAGACAUCAAAUGAUGUAUUGUUUCAAACGGCAAAUGUAUUUCUUUUGAUGGCUUUCUUGUCAACCAAUGGUAUAUACGGUGUAUUAUAUCUUCGCGUUUGUCUUACCAUUGGUUGUCUAUUGAUUUGGUUGUGGGCGUGGGUCGUGACCUGUGAGGCCGAUAUCAUUGUCUGGAAUGUCUUGUUUACCACAAUUAAUGCCAUUCAUGUCAUUAUCAUUAUCUGGAAAUUACAUCCAUUUGUUAGGUUUCCACACGACGUGGAAAUGGUUUAUCGAAAUUUGUUUCAGCCGUUAAAAGUGUCGCGAAAUGUAUUUAAACAGAUAUAUGACUGCACUCGUGAAAUACAAACACUUAAACCAAACGAUAUCUAUGCCAUCGAAGGUCAGACUCGAGUCGAUAGACUGACACUAUUGUUGUCCGGAAGAGUAUCUGUGAUAAGAAAUGGCAAACCGCUACACAUUUUAGAUAGCCAUCAGUUUCUUGAUUCUCCCGAAUGGUUUGGUGUCGGCACUCAAGAAACAUACGAAGUGUCAAUUGUUGCCUUAGAAGAAUCUCGUCUUAUGAUUUGGAACAGAGAUAAACUCAAACUUUCAAUUUCUUGUGAUCUUUACUUACAAUCACUUAUAGACAAUAUUCUUGGUAAAGAUGUCGUCAAAAAACUUCUUUUGGUUACCGAUUCUGUGGGCAAUCAUAACUCUGCUGCAGGAGAAAGGACUACACUUAUAAUACCCAAUCAUCGAUCUAUGGAUCUACUCAUAAAAAGAAGUCAACUCAAUGGCAAUGACACAAAUGUUAAUUGUUUUUGGAAUUUAUCGCGAAUUACAGAAUCAGACGCCGAGACCUGUGUUUAAACAAUUCAUACAUUUUAAUGGAUUUUUAAUUUCAAUCCUUUAAAUAUUAAUGAUUGUAUAGU
Molecule: messenger RNA, 1142 nt
Organism: Oppia nitens
Lineage: Eukaryota; Metazoa; Arthropoda; Arachnida; Sarcoptiformes; Oppiidae
Product: popeye domain-containing protein 2-like
Exons: 3
Coding region: 145-1080 (311 amino acids)
Cellular component (GO): sarcolemma
Molecular function (GO): cAMP binding
Source: RefSeq, a predicted model, not a curated record